Pelobates cultripes (western spadefoot toad) is the source of this 354-nucleotide messenger RNA. NCBI's taxonomy places the organism in Eukaryota, Metazoa, Chordata, Amphibia, Anura, Pelobatidae. The record is from the annotation of a GenBank genome assembly.
AUGGACGAAUUCCUGUCCACUCCACAGCACCUCAGAGGCACACGUGGCGCGGAUAAGAUGGCGCCCUCCUCCCCGAGCACCAGCAGUGUGGCAGGCUCCAUGAACGACACACCUGGCACUGAUGCACUGACCCAAAUGUCGAUCGACCUGGCUGCUAUAUCCGCCAACAUGCUCACCCGCGGGGACAAAACGGCCCUGGUUUCGGAGUUGCGCUCUGUCAUCCGGGAAGAGAUUGCCGUGGUGCGCAGAGACCUAACGGCACUGGAACAGAGGGUGGAUGAUUUGGAGGAACACCGCCUCCACGCCACACACCAUCAGCAAGCUGCAGAUUUGGCAACCGCACGGCAGGGGUAA